GAAGCGCCGAGCGGCUCUCGCCGUCCCCCGCUCCAUCCGUCCUUUCCGCUUCCGGUGGCGGCAGCGAGAGGAGGCGCGAUGUCGGCGCAUCUGCAGUGGAUGAUCGUGCGGAACUGCUCCAGUUUCCUCAUCAAACGCAACAACCAGACCUACAGCACUGAGCCGAACAACCUCAAAGCUCGGAAUUCCUUCCGCUACAACGGACUCAUCCACCGCAAAACCGUGGGCGUAGAGCCGGCGCCGGACGGCAAAGGCAUCGUCGUGGUGCUCAAAAAACGAGCUGGGCAACGGAAACCGGCGACGUCGUACACGCGAGUGUUGAUCCGUCGCGACGCGCGAGCGACGCUGAGCAGCGUUCGGCAUCUCAUCAGCAAGAAUAAAUACCGGCGUGACUUGCGCAUGGCUGCUCUGCGCCGCGCCAGCGCCAUUCUGCGCAGUCAGAAACCCAUAGUGGUGAAGAAGAAAAGGGGGGGACGCGCGGCCAAAGCCCCAUGAGCCCCCCCAAAAAACUGAAAUAAAGGGGUGACCCCCUCGGGGCCCCCCAAAACUGUGGGGCAUCAUUUGGGGGGCGGGGGGAGGCUGUUAGGAGGGUUUGGAGACCCCCCCAGAAUGAAAUAAAGGGGUG
Molecule: messenger RNA, 625 nt
Organism: Cuculus canorus (common cuckoo)
Lineage: Eukaryota; Metazoa; Chordata; Aves; Cuculiformes; Cuculidae
Gene: RPL28
Product: ribosomal protein L28
Exons: 5
Coding region: 79-495 (138 amino acids)
Biological process (GO): translation
Cellular component (GO): cytosolic large ribosomal subunit; ribosome
Molecular function (GO): structural constituent of ribosome
Source: RefSeq, a predicted model, not a curated record